UACUAUAGCUUAUCUGCUGUGUGGAAUGUCUUCAGUGAAGCUCCCCCACCAAAUAAACAGUCCAAAGCUUCCUUUCCAAAUCUCAAUUUGUUCUUUUUUUUUAUAUAUUUUACCUGACGAGUUGAUAUUUUGAGGAGAUGUUCUGCGAUGUGUUGUUGAUUUUUCGGACCUGCGUUUCCGUUCUCGUUUGAUUUCCCAUAUUAAGCGGGUUCUGGGGAAAUGCAUUCCUUUGCUUCAUUGGCAACAGAUGUAGGGGAGAAAUUUUUUUUUUUUUUCUUUGAGCUGAACCUUUUGGAGUGUCUAAAAACAGUGCCGUGUGGACCGUAGGGCAGCUGUUUUGCCCAUGGAGGCUGAAAUAGACUUCAUGAGAGAGCUAAUGUCGGGCCUGUGGCUGGAGCGUCAGAGGGCCUGUGUUUGCCUCACAGUGGCAGAUGGAUAAGGAGCUGUCAGCAUGGGUAACAGCUGCCCCAUCCACAGCUAUUAAACUACCUAGCUGUGAUGUGACAGUCGCACUAAUAUGGCUCCAGAUCCAAAAGUACUGGUUUAGUGAGUGGCGGUAUCCUGAAGGCUACGGAAGUGGGCGCGUGACCACUGGGUUGACUGGUUCAUUUUGUCAAAUCUGCUGGGGAAGUCGGUGUGGGGAAAGUGAGUAAAAUAAAAGGUAAAUGCUUGGCAACAGCUGGUGUGAAGGUGCCUUUGAGCAAAGGCACUUACUGCUUGAGCGGAGCUGCUCAGUAGCCAGUGGUAGAGGGGUGCAGAUGUACUGGGCACCAUCCCAGGUAUUAAUGUGUUUUCCUUAAUGAAAGCAAAGUAGGUUGCGGUGAAGUUGUAUACAUGUUCCGUGUGAAGAAAGAACAAACAUUUGUGUUUUUGGUGGGUUAUUAGAUUUCCAACAAAAGUGAAAACAACAAUGCUACCACUUCAGAAAUUCCCUCCCCAGCUCUCUGUCAGGUGGCUGCAGUCGUUUUGCCUGGAGGUUUUGCCCAGACAGGUAAAUCAUACUUGGUACUAUGAUUUACUACACACCUCUACCCAGUGGCAUACUCGGUUUGACGUUUUUGUUACUGGCGACAGGGAGCUUGCUCCAGGAAACCUUAACCCCCUUCCUGUUGAAGCUGAGCAGCUGACAUGAACAGUGAGUGGGGAAGUAGAGCUAACAUUAGCCCGAAGCAGCCCCUGCUGGAGGAAGGACAUUAAAAUGUGCUGGCACAACUCCAGUGCGCAUCCUGAGGGACUCUCCUAUCACAUGUGUUUGUUUGGGUGCAAUCUCUAAUACAGUGUGCCCUGCAACAGAAGGCUGGCAGCCAACAGAGCUACCCCGAGAAGCCAGCAAGCCUCAUUAAUAUUGAUGCCGUGACUGCUUCUCUUGGGAUAACCUCAGCUUACGGAGUUUUAUAGCCAGGAAGGAAAUGUAGACCGCUAAAGCUCUCUAAUAACGUUACAUAGAUGACUUAUAUCUGCCUGGAACAACCAUGUAACAAAGCAUGUAGCCCACAAUUUUCUCCCAAAAAAAUCUGGCUUUGUUGUUCAGGCUGAAUGGACUGUGACUCACUGCACUUAAUCAGUUCCUACUUUUGUUAUUCACUGUUACGAGCGAGGAGCCGCAAACUACAUCAAACCAAGAUGAGGUUUUCACUCUCAGAGAAGUCAAAAUCCACAGAACUAGUUGAAGCCACAUGCAGCCAAUCUACAUUUUGCUUUUCUUUGAGAAAAUGUUUUCUCAAAGAUUAAAUACUUCUUCCAUCUUCCUAAAGCUGUCUCACCACUGUCCACACAAUUCGUUUUAAUUAUUUACAGCCGGUUGCAGGCCUGCCAUUUCAUUCUGCAUUGCAUGACAAUAGUAUUUCCAAGAAAAUUAUAUAAAAUAACUAAGUAUAGUGAUAAAUUAGGUGAAACCAAAUAUAUGAAAUUCCAUCCCAAGGUGGUCUGCAGGCCCACCACCACAAACAAAAGAUUACUGUGUGAAAUGUACAUUGAACGAAAGGUAUUUUCCCUUUGGAGGCCUCGCUGACCUGUUUAGUCUUCUUUCAAACAACACACAUUGCACAUAUUCUAUUUCUGUACUCGUUAUUUAGCCCAACAGUGUGAAACUGAACUAGAGUGGUUAGCCCCCGGUCAGCUAAGCCCAGGUUUCCUGUUUACCUCGCAGAAGCUAAUAUCAUAUUAACUAUGUCAACUAGCAGGCAUUGUGGGGCACCUGGCAGCUGUAAUCCAUGGGAUUUAGAGGUGUGCACUUUGCACUAGUUAGCUGCUCUCAACCUGCCACUGAGUAACAAGUAGACCGCUUGCUUCUGCUGUUCACCGGCACCUUGAGUUUAUAGGCCCAGUUUGUUGUUUGAUGCUGUAUUUUUGUGUGCAGUGCAGAAAGACAUUUUUAAACCUGUGACUAGCUUAAAGGCUGACAAGUGAUUGUGGUCAAUGGCCAAAUGUAGAUCUGUAGUGUGAUAUACUGUCGGGGAAUUUGCAGUACAGCCACAGUGCAGUUUGGUACCAGAUUAACUCCACUGGUAAUUGCUCACAUAGGAAAACACAAGUGGAUGAAUCAGAGCAGCCUGCUGUGACUAAAUGAAUGUAACUGAUGGAAACACUGAGUUUUAUAAUGACUUUAAAGACUUUAUUUAAUAUGGUUAUGUGGAUUACAAGAUCCGCAUCGGUUCCCUAGUAUAUAAAAAGAUCUUGAAAAAUAGUUUACCACAUUGAGACGACAACCGGCCUCUGAUGUGAUCUAUAAUUGAACUAGUUAACACAGCAGCUUCUGUGUUGUGGAAGUCACCAAGCUUUGUUUAGACGAACAUAAUGGUGGAAAUAGCCUUGGAAAGCUUUAGAUGUAAACAAGUUACACUGCCAGAGCAAGUGUUGUUGCGGAGCCCAUGAGCAAGAUAAAAUCCCACGGCUCUAACGAAAGUGCAUGCACGUGUCUGUGUAGUAGUAGUAUACAACUUAAAUGUGACCUUUUAAGGGUUAAAAAUGGGAAGCACAUCUCUGUCGUCCCUUCGUGAGGAGGUCACCAGCGUCCCUUGACUCUGUCUCUCCACUUUACGGCCAGGGGCAGACGAGGGUGGGCUGCUUUUUGCCGGGCGUACCCCUCCGUCUGUGAAAGGAAGUGAAGUUUGAAGGUCAGGGGAAUGUUGGCGGGGAUGCACAAUGGAAGCUACGCAUGUAAGGCCACUACGCAGCUGCUUCGAGUGCAGUGACAGCAGGCUGCAUGGUGAUGGUGUUUUUUUUUCCACAAGUUGCUUUUCCUGACUCAUCCCAAAACACAGAAGCUUUCAGCGUGCUGCGACAAGAUAACAGAGUCUGAAUGUUCCACGGAGGGAGCUGUGUAUCUCACAGAUUAGUCUGUCAUGUUGAUAUUCAGUCUCAAUAUACCAUUGAGUGAAAUAUCAUCAGGAGUGUACGCAUGGACUUCAGUGCCACUGGGGCUCUACAUAGCAAAGGAACAGGUUUAGUGAUGGACUGUUUUCUUUGAAGGCUACACCUACUAGCCUAAAGCUUUCGCCUUGUCCAGUGUAUGGUUAUUUUGGAUGGAUGGAAAUGGAAGGAAGACAAACAAAUUACUUUCUGCCAAUUUAACAUUAUUUUUUUCAGGUUUCUGUCAGCUUUAUUAACAAAGACUGUUUUUGUUGUUGUAGAGUUUGCAGAUUGCAGAUCACUAGUUGUAUUAUUUUCUUGUCUUAUUCAACUGUGUUCAGUCUUGAACGUGCAUUUCUGAAGAUCUGCGGCCACAGCUGAUCUUUGGCUGUUUAGUCCAAAUCCCCCUUGAUCUUGACAAUGUAAAAUAUUAUAUUCAUAAUCAAGUGAAAAGGCCAAAGAGAGGAGGACAAGUCACACAAUGCUUGGGUAUUGAAUGAGAGUAUUGUGACUCCUACUAUGUGGAGCUCAACAGACGCUGCUGUGUCUUCCAACAAUGGCUUCUUGCAGGAAUUUCUCUCUGCAGCUGUGUUCUGCUGAACCAGACACUGCCAGAGAUUCUUUUCAGAGACGCUCUCUGUGAGGAAAUGACCUAGAGGCCUUACAGAUACAUUUGUGCUUUUGUCGCUCUAAUCUGCAUCCGCGGAGAACAGCGAGAUCUGGAAGCACACUUGUUUCCGCGGUGAGUAAUAUCUACCUCAGCCAGCAGACAGGGGAGAAACCAGGAAGCUGCUGGAGACUUCAGGCAGGCAGACAGAGCUAUCAGCUGGCCACUCGCUCACUGCCUGCAGAGCCCUGCUUUGUGAAGAGGAUUUGAGACGGACUGGAUCUGUCUGCCCUGCGCCUCCCACAGCUCCUCAACCAGCCAGUGCACAAGAGCCGAAACCACAUCCUCUGAUUCCAGCAUUUACGUACUUGUUUUUUGUUUUGUUUUAUUACUGUCAUUUUCCCUCUGUGCUGUUGACCAGUGUCUCAUUUUCCUUGGAUUCAAUUUUCAUUUUUCCUCUCAGCUUUUAAAAGGAUUUUCUACUUUUAUUAGUGCAGGCUGGUAUAACUUUAUAUAUGUAAAUACAUAUGUGUAUAUACUCUAUAUACUGUAUGAAGAAGGACUUUUUUUUCCCAUUCUGAAGGAAAGUUAAUGCACUUUAAAACUUGGCUGUAGUACCACUUAAAGUAAACUAAGGAGUGUUUUUGACUUUUCCUUGCCUAUUAUGAUAUUUUUUUCUGAAGCUGGAAACAGAGAAUCUGGAGGUGUGUCUGUGCUGUUUUUAAGCUGGGUCUGACGUAUCUGCAGCAGGGCUGCAUGUAAGCAUUUCACUCAGCCUGCCAGUCUUUUUGAUCGACCUCCAACCUCACCGAAGUCUGUGCUGCCUCUCUACAAGGCACACUGAGAUGAGCCUCUGGCAGGUAAAAUCCUUGAGCUGUCUUUUUACGUAACUUGAACAGUUUCAGGACAGUUGGGUUUAUUGUUUUUGUAAAAAGGACAAGAGCACUUUGCGGGGCAAAAACGAACUAAAAACCGCAGCUUCCGGUGCUGUCGCACCACUUAUGUAUUGUUGUAGUGCGCAGGAAAGUAAAAUGGACUACAAGCGUCGCUUUUUGCUCGGCGGGUCCAAGCAGAAAGUGCAACAGCACCAGCAGUACCAGAUGCCUGAGCUGAGCCGGACCCUGAGCGCCUCCCUGGCCUCCUCUUGCUCGGCCUCUUCGCCCAUGGGCACCGGGGUGGGCAUGCCUGGCAACUGCCACCCACCUCCUUCUGGCGCCACUACCGCGGUUGCAGACAUCCAGCAAGGCAUCUCCAAAUAUUUGGAUGCCCUCAACGUGUUCUGCCGGGCCAGCGCCUUCCUCACAGACCUGUUCAGCAGUGUGUUCAGGAACUCUCACUAUUCCAAAGCAGCUAUGCAACUGAAGGACGUGCAGGAACACGUCAUGGAGGCGGCCAGCAGGCUGACUGCAGCAAUAAAGCCUGAGAUCGCCAAGAUGCUGAUGGAGCUGAGCGCCGGGGCCGCCAACUUCAAAGACCAGAAUGACUUCAGCCUGCAGGAUGUUGAGGUGCUGGGUCGGUGCUUCCUCACGGUGAUGCAGGUCCAUUUCCAGUUUCUGUCCCAGGCUUUGCAGAAGGUGCAGCCUGUGGCUCAAUCCUGCCUGGCAGAGGCUCUUGCCCAGGCCCAAGAGCGUUGCGCUAAUGCCCGCUCCCAAAGCUCUGAUCUCGGGCCUCUCACAGAGCUGGAGGAAGCCUCCCGCUCAUGGAAAGGUGCAGCUCAGGCCAUGGCAAGGCUGAGAGAGAGGGGCCGGGACGGCUGCCUGGCAGGCAUCCAGGUUCAGCAACUCUUCUGCUCCAACAACACAAACAUCCCUGAGCAUCAGCUGAAGGAGCUCAACAUGAAGAUUGACAAUGCUUUACAGGCCUACAAAGCAGCACUUGAAAGCCUAGGCCAUAGUGAGUACGCACUGAAGGCCGGCUUUUUUCUUAACCCCAAAGCUGUGGAGGCAGCCUUACAGGGCUGCUGCAGUGAAGCAGAGGCCCAGCAGGCAGGCAGGAUGCAGACCACCUCCCAGCCCAUCCAAUGCGAGCUGCCCACCAUCCCUGUGCAGAUUGGCUCACAUUUCCUCAAAGGAGUGUCCUUCAACGAGUCAGCGGCUGAAAACCUCAAGCUGAAAACGCACACGAUGUUGCAGCUCAUUAAGGAGGCACUGGGCCAGAACGGAGUGACCCCCAGGGACGACUCUCCCGUCACUGAGGUCCUCAACCAAGUCUGCCCAUCCAGUUGGAGAGGAGCCUGCAAGACGGCCGUCCAGCUGCUGUUUGCCCAGGCUGGUCUGGUGGUUGUUGAUACAGCUCAGAUUGAGAACAAGGAGGCCUAUGCUCCCCAGAUCACUCUUGAGGGUUCCAAGGUGGUGGUCCAGGUUCCCUCUACAUGGUGUCUGAAGGAGGACCCAGCCACUAUGUCCUUGCUCCAGCGGAGCUUGGACCCUGAGAAGACACUUGGUCUGGUAGAUGUGCUGUACACAGCAGUGUUUGACAUCAACAGGUGGAAGGAGAGAAAAGAGCAAGCCUUGCCCACCAUUCAGAUACAGCUGCAGCGGGAGAGCCCAGACUAUGGCGGUCAGGCAGACCUGCCUCCAGGCACCAGUUCCAAGACCUCCAGUGGAUUGCCCAAAACAAUAUCCAAGCUGACUUCAAAGUUUACCAAGAAGGUCUCAUCCAGCUCUAAUAGUGGGGGCAGUUACUCCAUCCCUAACACCCCGUCUCGCACCAUGCUAACAACCAGUAGCUCUGAGGAUAAGGCCAAGAGCCUGGGCCACAGUGAUGGGAGGCUACAGAGCAUCCUGCAGAUGAGCAGCUUGUCCUGCACCCCCGACUCUACCCAGCAAAGCCAGCUGGCCAACGGCUCAGUGUCCGAGGACCAGGGGAUGAACCUGCCGACGGACCAAGAGAUGCAGGAUGUCAUCGACUUUCUCUCAGGAUUCAACAUGGGAAAAUCCCAGCAGGCAUCGCCCCUGGUCAAGAGGAGGAACUCUGUGGCUUCUGCAAACCCCGCUGAGCUGAAGCCCCCAAGUGGACCUCCGCCAACUUCUCAGUCUAUCUCUCACAAUGCCCUGCAGCCCCAAGCUCAGACCCUGUCCCAACCCCAGCCCCAGGCGGUGCAGAAGCAGCAGCCUCAGCCACAAACACAGCCACCUCCUCCACAACAACUACAGCCCCAACAACAGCAGCCCCCUCCUCCACCACAACAGCCCUCCCCACAGGCCCUGCAGUACUACCAGCACCUCCUGCAGCCUAUCAGUCAGCAGCAGCCACCUCCUCCCCAGCUUCCUCCUCAGCAGACCCCACCCCAGGUCCUGCCACAGCAAAGAGUGGCAAGCAAGUGGCUCGGCACCUCUGGGCAACAGCCUCCACCGCAAGGCCCGCCAGCAGGGCUGUCACCCCUGGGUCCAAUAGGGCAGUGGGGGUCUCCUGGACUGCCGGAUCUGAGCUCAGAUCUGUACAGUCUGGGCCUGGUUAGCACCUACAUGGACAGUGUCAUGUCAGAGAUGCUGGGUCAGAAGCCGCAGGGGCCACGCAACAAUACUUGGCCCAACAGGGACCAGAGUGAAGGAGUGUUUGGAGUCCUGGGAGACACGCUGCCCUUCGACCCAGCAGUUGGCUCUGACCCCGAGUUUGCGCGUUACGUUGCCGGCGUCAGUCAGGCCAUGCAGCAGAAACGGCAGGUGCAGCACAUCCGUCGCCCUAGCAACCCGCGCAGCAACUGGCCAAUGCCUGAUGAGCAGCACAGGACCUGGUCCCACCCAGAGUACUACAGUGAGGGGGAGGCCGUAAACAACAGCUGGUCAGCCAAUCAGGGGGACUCGGCCAGCUCUAGCGAUGAGACGUCUUCAGCCAAUGGUGACAGCCUGUUCUCCAUGUUUUCUGGGCCAGACCUGGUAGCUGCGGUUAAACAAAGAAGAAAACACAGUUGUGGUGAGCCGGAGGUGUGCACUCUGCCCUCACCACCACUCCAUCACAUCGGCGAUGAUAACCAGGACAGCAAAACUAAAACCUGGCCUCCCAAAGCGCCGUGGCAGCACUCCACCCACACACACACCAACACCAUGCCCAAUCCCAGCUCUUCCUUGUACCAGAUGAACAUCCCUCCUUCCUCCCAGUGGAGCGACUCCAUGCAGAUGUUGCAGUCUCCUGUGUGGUCCACUGCCAGCGACUGCUCCCCCUCCACCGGCAUCUCCUCUGGUUUUCCCUUCACCCAGCAGCAACAGCAGCAGCAGCAGCAACACAAACCCAUGACCAAGGGCUUUAAAUCCUUUCCCCUCAAACACGAGCACAGGCCCUCCUACCUUCACCAGUACUGAUUACAGUCUAAUGUGGAACGAGUCCGCAGUGAAGUGCCACUGAGGGCCUGUUGCUCUGUUAGAUGAGCCACUGUGUGGGCCGAGCUGCAGCCAUUACAGUCCACACCCACUGAAUUAGAAGAUUUCAAAGCGUCAGAGGCAAAAUUAAGUAUACACACUGGCUCAACAUUUUUGUAUCUAUAUUUUUCCAUGUCAAACAUCCCCAUUUGAAAAAAAAAAGAGACGUAUUUUGAAGUUUUUUGAACUGCCAUGUUUUAACUACGAAAGGCGCAUGUGUCAUGCUGACAGCAGUUAGUCUAGUGGUCGUUUCUCUGUCUGUUGAGCUGACGUCUCCUCAGACAAGAGCUGGAGACGUGCACGGCCGUCACCCACUUGCUUCUGCAGCUGAGCGUGUGUGUGUGUGUUGUGUUUGUGUGCGUGUGUGUAUGUGUAUGUAAAAGAGGGGAUUACAAGGGGGCAAGGGCUUGAAAUGCUCUCAUUUUGCCCAUAAUAAAUAUACUGUGUCUACAUAGCUGUAACUGCCAAAUCUCACGCAAGAUGACUCAGAAUACAGCUACCAUCUACUGUUUCAUAGCUUGUAAAAUACUGAAGUUGAAAUAUAAAUAUUUAGUUCUUUUUAUUAAGAGGCUUUGAGCAGGCUCAGCAUAAAUAUAGUAAGUCACUGCAGAGGUGUAAUUUGAGAGAAAUACACUACUUUUUCAACAACUGACCAGAGAUAAGACAUAUAGCAGUAACAAUGUGCCAUGUUGGUAUUGAUAGCACUUGCAGAAUAUUAUUUCCAACCAAAGCGUUGUUCAGAAGAUGAAUGGUGCUGAUGAGAUAAGAGGCGGUCUGAGAUUAUUGAUAAACAGUGAAGUUAUACACCCUAUUGGACGAGAGCUUUAGGGAACAUCUUCACACCCAGAAGCGCAUUCAUUUCCUCCUCUCUAAUUGGCGGUUGUUGCUCCAGAUUGACACUAACUCUCAUAAACCUAACUUUUCUUUUGUUUAAUAAUACAAUAUUUUUCUUGUACAAUUAUUGACAGUAUUAAUCUUAUUUUUGUAUUUUCUUACAUGUUAUACCAUUACUGUAUGUUAGUAUUCUUGUAGGCAUAUACAUAAAACAUUAUUUUCCACCUCCCAAUAUGUGAAAAAGCACAUUUUUUUCCUACAGAGUUGAACUACACCAUCUAUCUAUAAAGGUUACCAAAUAUGCCAUGCUAAACACUAAAACAUUGUGUGAUGAGGGUUUUUUCGAGCCCUUGUUUCUUCGGUUUCUAUGGCAAUGGGCUGCAUUUAAAAGCCCAGAAUGUUAUCUUUUUGUGAUGUUUGCGGAUGCCAAUGUUGCCUGUAUUUAUGAAAUGACACCAUGUUUUCAGAAAACUAACAUACUUAACAUGUUUACAGAGAAUUGUUUGCUGUAUAUACAUAUAAAUAUAUAUCUUUUUAUAGUUAAUGUGCUUUGCACAAUCAAGAUAUAGGGUUUGUUGCUUUUUGUCUGUGUUCUCUCCCUAACUGUUGCAGCCUUUUUUAAAGACAUCAUUACAGACCUUGGACUGUAACUGUUAGCUUCUCAGCUGUGUCAAAUGGUUUACUAGUGGCUUCUACAAAAGAAAAAAAAAAUAACAAAAACAUGUUGCCCUGGUAGAAGAUAUGAAGGGGGACUGCUUGGCUUAUGUUGCUUAUUGUUCUCUUGAGCUGGCAACUGAAUCUUUCCAAGUGUACCAGCAAUGCAAAAAAUGAAUAAAAAUGACUAGCAAUUCAAA
This is a messenger RNA of Morone saxatilis (striped sea-bass), 10004 nucleotides long. Its product is annotated as granule associated Rac and RHOG effector protein 1-like. The record is from RefSeq and is a predicted model, not a curated record. Gene Ontology annotation, molecular function: CCR4-NOT complex binding. The coding region runs from base 4960 to 8259 and encodes 1099 amino acids. Gene Ontology annotation, biological process: Rac protein signal transduction. Lineage: Eukaryota; Metazoa; Chordata; Actinopteri; Moronidae. The transcript is spliced from 15 exons.